This is a messenger RNA of Piliocolobus tephrosceles (Ugandan red Colobus), 1619 nucleotides long. RefSeq names its product geranylgeranyl diphosphate synthase 1 (gene GGPS1). The coding region runs from base 411 to 1313 and encodes 300 amino acids. The record is from RefSeq and is a predicted model, not a curated record. Gene Ontology annotation, molecular function: prenyltransferase activity. NCBI's taxonomy places the organism in Eukaryota, Metazoa, Chordata, Mammalia, Primates, Cercopithecidae. The transcript has 5 exons. Gene Ontology annotation, biological process: isoprenoid biosynthetic process.
GUGACCGGGAUGGCGCAUUUUCUUGCACCGAGUAAUGCGGUGUCGCUGGCGGCUGAGGAGGGGGGAGAGUUGUGUGGUGAAGUAGUGGGAGGGAUUCAUGUAGGCAUAGGGAAGAGCCUAAGUCCACAUUAUAAAAUAGGAAGUUAAUGCGGGGUACAGCUACUCCCGGACCGGCGGCGUGAAAGUCGUGAUAUCAUCGUUGAACUCAAUGGGAUAUCUUCCAAGGAAUCUCAGUUAGAAGGGAGAGAUGACUCCGAUUGGAAUGUCACCCUGGCUGAAGAGUAGAGGAAGCGAAAAAAAGAAGAGUUAAAGAGGCAAAUGCAGGGAGCCCGACGAGGAGGCUAUUGCCGUAGUAGUUCACAUGGUGACAGGAAUGGAGCGUUUCUGAUUGGCUUUGAAGUUUAAAUCCAAUGGAGAAGACUCAAGAAACAGUCCAAAGAAUUCUUCUAGAACCGUAUAAAUACUUACUUCAGUUACCAGGUAAACAAGUGAGAACCAAACUUUCACAGGCAUUUAAUCAUUGGCUGAAAGUUCCAGAGGACAAGCUACAGAUUAUUAUUGAAGUGACAGAAAUGUUGCAUAAUGCCAGUUUACUCAUCGAUGAUAUUGAAGACAACUCAAAACUCCGACGUGGCUUUCCAGUGGCCCACAGCAUCUAUGGAAUCCCAUCUGUCAUCAAUUCUGCAAAUUACGUAUAUUUCCUUGGCUUGGAGAAAGUCUUAACCCUUGAUCACCCAGAUGCAGUGAAGCUUUUUACCCGCCAGCUUUUGGAACUCCAUCAGGGACAAGGCCUAGAUAUUUACUGGAGGGAUAAUUACACUUGUCCCACUGAAGAAGAAUAUAAAGCUAUGGUGCUGCAGAAAACAGGUGGACUGUUUGGAUUAGCAGUAGGUCUCAUGCAGUUGUUCUCUGAUUACAAGGAAGAUUUAAAACCACUACUUAAUACACUUGGGCUCUUUUUCCAAAUUAGGGAUGAUUAUGCUAAUCUGCACUCCAAAGAAUAUAGUGAAAACAAAAGUUUUUGUGAAGAUCUAACAGAGGGAAAGUUCUCAUUUCCUACUAUUCAUGCUAUUUGGUCGAGGCCUGAAAGUACCCAGGUGCAGAAUAUCUUGCGCCAGAGAACAGAAAACAUAGAUAUUAAAAAAUACUGUGUACAUUAUCUUGAGGAUGUAGGUUCUUUUGAAUAUACUCGUAAUACUCUUAGAGAGCUUGAAUCUAAAGCCUAUAAACAGAUUGAUGCACGUGGUGGGAACCCUGAGCUGGUAGCCCUAAUAGAGCACUUAAGUAAGAUGUUCAAAGAAGAAAAUGAAUAAUGUUAAGCCAUUCUUGAUUUAGUCAAUUUUUUUGUCUUUUAGCCUUAACCACCUUCUAAAAAAUUUGUUAUUCUCCAGAAACAGAAUAAAUAGGUGAGAGGGGUGAUGCAAGUGAAUUCGUUUUCAUUUAGAAGCCCCUCUGUACAGAUAAUCAAAAUUCAAAGUUGAAAGAAUCAAAAGAAGCCACAGUUAUGUAGGUCUGAUUUGAAUGUCAUAAUUGCAGUGACAGGACAUUACCACCAGCUCUACCCUACUAUCAUCAAUGUUAUGUUUAUUCCGUCAAUAAAAAAGACUCGCUUCCAGGAA